Syngnathus acus (greater pipefish) is the source of this 4260-nucleotide messenger RNA. RefSeq names its product proline-rich transmembrane protein 3. Lineage: Eukaryota; Metazoa; Chordata; Actinopteri; Syngnathiformes; Syngnathidae. The transcript has 4 exons. The coding region runs from base 194 to 3109 and encodes 971 amino acids. The record is from RefSeq and is a predicted model, not a curated record.
AGCAGAGCCGAGCUGCGAGCGUUCGUUCACUCUCCUCUUCGUCUUCCUCCAGUAAUCAGCCGUGGACUAUGGACACUUGCCCCGCAGCGAGCACGUCCUGACCGGCGUCGUGGCGCAGAGGAGGCGCACAGCUAGCAGAAGCCCAGUGUGAGGAUGAUGUAACAGCGAGAGGCCCCUGCUCACCACUCAGGCCAUGGCUUCCAUGCCACUCCUUUUAGUAAGCUUCCUCAUCUCCUCCCUCCGUCCAUCUGAUGGCCAGGUCGUCAUUGGCAUGUCGCCUUCCUUCUCUCCUCCGGAUCUUCCCAAAGACUCUCAAGCCACCACCAAGCAGACAGAUGGAUCCUGGUCCUCUUUGCCUCCCGGCGGGCGCAGUGCCGUGCCGGCUAAGGUUACAGCGCGGGAUCGGCUGACAACAACAAAUGCAGCGCAGCAAAGGCCGAGAAUACACUCCACUAUGUCAACCCUUUCGUCUCAGACGAGGAGCCGUGGGACAAACGCCACCGGGCCCAAGGUGGACUCGAGUAGCCCGCCACUCAGAAAGACAUCGAAGGAAAAUGUGCUCACUGACAAAGCGGUGACUGCCGGAGUUCAAGAGACACGUGAUUUGCAGGGACUCGGAUCAGGUAGCGCAACGCUGAUUCUCGAAAAGGAGGAAUUGCUCGCGCCUGUGCCGACGACUAUCGAUGAAUCGGCUCAGUAUCGAGCGCAAGCGCAGACUGAAAUAGCUGAUGUGAGCAAUUCAUCACCGGUCGCUCGGGCUACGGAGCCGCAAGUGACCACCCAAACUGUCUCACGAGCAGCUCCGUCUGAAAUAGCGACACAGGCCACGCCCCCUGCCGGUGAUUUGGAACUUCCCAUUGACAGAAAAAAGGGAUCAGUGACUUUAAACCAAGCCUCCAAUGCCACCACGGUGGGAUCUACUGGAAAACAUCCGCAGACUCCAAGACAGCCGGUCACCAAACCAAACGAGAUUUCACUCCCAAAGAUCCUAACCGAGAAAGUAACUGAAAGAACAACUACAUCUGGAACGCUCCUCGCUUCCGAGUUGGAUGGGAAAAGACCAACCAAAGCAACAAACAAAACGACACAUUUGGAGAGGAACAGAACACGGACAUCUGUGCAGCCAACAGCUAACCCGACAAUCUUGGCUACCAGCGUCGCACCAGUCACCCAAGUCAGCUUCAUUGAUCCGAAGACUCGCUCCAUUUUAUUAGCGGAUCCUCAUCAGGCUUCCAUGUCGCCCCCGUCUGCCAGCGCCGCACCCUCCCCAAAUAGAAGCCUCAUCUACUGGGGUGACCUGAGCCAGAAUCUUACUUUUGCGUGGGAGCUACAUGUCUACGGUUCGGCAAGCCUUUUCUUGCUUUUGUUUGCCGGGUCGGCUCUCGGGCUCAUCUUGUCCCCGGGUUCGAGCUGUCCUCAUCGAGGGGCUCUCGUGCUGGCCAACGCCCUGUUAUUUCUGGUCGGAGCACUCCGGGCAGCUCUAUUUCUGAUCGAUCCCUACGGGACGCAUAAAAUCCUCCCUCGUUCGGCAGUUGCGGCUAUUUACAACUUGCCGCUCCACUUGCUGGUUUGGACUCAGGCUGCCUUGGCCCUGCUGGCCCUGAAGGCGGCCGGAGUGACAGUUUUACCUUCAACGUUGGAGCGUCCUCCCCUUGUGGCCGUGUUGGCUGUGCUUCAAUGCACUCUGCUGCUGGCAGCAGAUCUGUUUUCGCCAGCUCUGUCGCCCGUGGUGCCUGUCACACUGCAGGUUCUCGCCCUAUGCUGGGGUCUGGGUCUCUGUCUGGGAUUCCUCUUCUAUGUCUUCCCACGAAUACGUUGCCCUCCCAUUUCUCACCCCGGACUCAACGAAGAAGCCAGGAGAAAGGCUUGGACAGGGAGUAGGAAAGAAGGGAUCAUUCUUGGAAAGGUGCUGGCGGUUUGUGCGGUUGUUGGAGCACUUUGCUGUGGGUUACAUGUUCAUGCCACCUUUUGGCUCUAUGGACUUCUCGGGGACUGGAUGAGCUUUAACUGGGGCUGGUGGCUGGUUCAUUUCUGGGCCAGACUACUGGAGCUGGCCUGGAGCUUCGGCCUCCUUCUCUUAGCUUCGUGGGUGUUCUGGAGGCCCCACUGUUGCAGAGGAAGAGACGAGGGGGGAGCAGGAGAUGGAGGAACGGCAGGAGACGUGCCGUCCCCUGGCCAUUCUGGACCUUCCUCUCAGCGGCACACGUGCUGGUCCAAGAUAGUCCAGAGUCUGACGGGAAAACCGUGCAGAAAGUCUGAUAGUAACGGUGUUGGAGCAGGAGGUCAAGCAGAGGUGCCCAACAACUGGGCUGGCCAGGAACGUUCCGGAGUGGACAUCACAAAGAGUCUCAUCAGGAACCAUAAUCACGAUCAAGCACCUGCGCAAGCUCAGUCCGUCAAAGAUAGCAACCGAGUACGCAACCACAGGGGUCGUUCGGCCGAACGCGGCAUAUCCGAUGACUCCACAAGCUCCCUGCUGAAAAUGCAGGCACUCGGACUGACUCCGCAACGCUCCGUCAGUGGAAAUCUGGAGACCGACAGAGACCCCUCGCUCUCAAUGUGUGACUUUGAUCUUCGACCCCCGUCUCCCAUUAACCUCACCCGCAGCAUCGAUGAGGCUCUGCACCGAGAACACCUACUCGAAGGGGGUAGCUUGUUUCAACCUUUUAACCAAAAUUCGCAAUCGCCCUCCCUCGGAUCCGGAGUCAUACCGGGGCUCUGGCUGCGCAGAAACAGUGACCCUCCAUUUUCCGAGAGCAGCGAGGCUCCCACAGAGUCCUCCAUGCCUCUGGGGGGCAGCGUUCUCAGCAGUGUGCCUAGCAGGCAGGUAACUGCUCCACCCACACCUUCCCAUCAGGGUCACAGGUGGGCAGGGAACGAGACGGGAAACGUCCCCUCGUCCGUGUCUUGCCCCGUGUCGCUUCACCCCACCAGAAUAUCAACGGGACAUCUCGGGGAGGAGGGAGUGGACGACACGCGACCCUUCAUCACACCAGACUCUGAGCAGGCGCGGGGGAGGGCUACAAGGCCCAUCGGGUCACGCAGUUACCUGGAAGUCAGCCGACAUGACGACUCUGCAAGUGUGAGCAGUGAAAUUAUUGACUUAUGAAACAAAACAUCCAUCCAUGCAUUCAAUUUUUUUUCUCGCUCAUUCUUACGAGGGUGAGAUGGAGCCUAUCGUCGCCGACCGAUAUCAAGAAAGAAGCAUUCACGCUCACAACAAUUUAAAAUCUACAAUGAAUCUAACGUGCAGUAUUUUAAAAUAUCUGAGAAAACUCACACAAGCAUGAGACCAAACGACCGCUCAUCAUUUUUUUCCUCCCAUGGUCAUAGCAUAAUGACUGUUUGGCUAGUGAGCUUGCAAACAAACUAGCUUAGCGCUAAGCUAAUAUGAUGCUAGUCCAACACGAGGUAAAACAUCCAGUCUACCACUGACUAGAGUACAGCACUUGAUCCUGGAGGCUAAAAUAGUAAAAAUAAUAAACUAAAAAUGAAAAACUUGCUGGUGUAGAUGAUGUCAAUUAUUUGAGAACAUCGUGGAAAACGCAUACAUUGCGUUCCGAGGGAUUGUCCCUCCUGAUUGAACUCAUUAAGCUUCCCUAAUAAAAUCUAAUUAGAUCAUCAAAUGGUUGACUGAGAACAUCGCCAAACAUCAUGAUUACGGAUAAAAGACAAACUGAGCUCUUGUCGUUCACUUUUGUUUCCAUAUCAACAAUCGUGUUUGCUUUCUUUUGUUCCAGAGUUUUCAAUUCAAUUUUCCUUUGUCAUGUAACAAUGUGCCAUCCAUGACUUUUGUUUCGUGCUUGUAAUGGUUCUGUAAACCCGCAGCCGAUGCUAAUUAAAUUGUCAAGUAUUUGUAAGCCCUUAACAUCCUACUACAUGUCAGGGCUGCUUUGGAAUUGACACGGGAUUGAUUUAAAAUCACAACCACAUUCACACUUAGAUACAUUACAUGUAGUAUAUGCUUACAUGCGGUUAACAGUAGAUUAUCAGUAUCGGGUAACAUCAAUAGCAUAACACAGAAUUCAAAUAGAAACGCUGAAUUUCAACCCGCCACAGAUUUCCAGGACUGCGCCGAGAAUUAACAUCUGGCUUGGCAUGAACACACUAUGGCUGCACUUAACUUUUCAUCAAAGCACUAGACUGAAGUAUUUUAUUACUCGAGAUUAAGAAAAAAAAGUGUCUUUCAAAUAUAUUCUAUAGAAGCAACAAUGUAAAUACUUUUAUUUUUAUGUUGAAUAAAGAUAUAUUUGAAACAUA